AUGACCGAGAUUAUACCUGGGCGGAUCCAAAAUGGUUAUCCCGGACUUGCGAAACUGUUGGCACAAGAUUUAAACGAAUGGUCAGGAAUCUUCAAGCAGUUCGCUGAGCUCAACGUCCGCAACUUGCUGUAUAUGCAGGCUGAACUUCUUUGUUUAGAACAAGAACUCGAGGCUAUCACUCAUGUUGAUGAGAAUGGAAAUGAUCCGACCACGAAGAACUUCGCCAGAAGUGUAUGGGAGAUGAAGAAAGCGCCCAACAGCCCGCAGUGGGACAAGAUCCUUGAGAUCAGAAAGAAGCUAAGGGAAUACAACGAUUGUUUGCUCCAACAAGCCCGCGUUUCAAAGCUGGAUCGAGCCCAAGUCUCCGAUUCGAGAUGGUUGAGAUACUGGUUACAGCACAAUGAAGGUGGUAGAGACUUCCUCAAAGGAUGCGAACACCGGGCGUAUGACGAAUUGGAGCAGCCAGAUCUUAUCGUUGUGUCAAACAAGUCUUCUGAUGACAAGUUCUUACAGUGGCUAGAGCUGAGCUUAGUACCUCGCCUUCCCAACAUCAUAUACGAUCUUCUCGUAAAAAUCUUCGGCAUAGGAUCGCUAUGA
Molecule: messenger RNA, 597 nt
Organism: Alternaria postmessia
Lineage: Eukaryota; Fungi; Ascomycota; Dothideomycetes; Pleosporales; Pleosporaceae
Exons: 3
Coding region: 1-597 (198 amino acids)
Source: RefSeq, a predicted model, not a curated record